Molecule: messenger RNA, 330 nt
Organism: Haliaeetus leucocephalus (bald eagle)
Lineage: Eukaryota; Metazoa; Chordata; Aves; Accipitriformes; Accipitridae
Gene: TMEM218
Product: transmembrane protein 218
Exons: 3
Source: RefSeq, a predicted model, not a curated record
GGAGCGGGGCCGGGCGUGCUGGUGCUGCAGCUGCUGUGGGGCCUGGCGUUGCUGCUCUGCCUGGCGCUCUCCCGGGCGGCCGGCCGGGCCCGGUUCGCCGUGGUGCUGGUGACGCUGGGAGCCGCCGUCCUCACCGCCGCGCUGCUGCUCUUCCCCCGGGAGGACGAGCGCCCGGCCGCAGCUGCCGCUGAUGAGAUCGUAGACACCUUCUUUAUCGGCCGCUUCAUCCUCUUGGCCGUGAUGAGCCUAGUCUUACUUGGGUGCCUGUUCCUGCUCCUGAUUUACCACCUCGUGGAACCGGUGUAUGCCAAACCGCUCCACAGCAGCUAG